GUUUUGUUUGAUGAGCUGAAAAUGCACGGGCCCUCUGCUUUUAUUUUGAAAAUCCAACCGGAUUCUACGCGCGGAUGUAGCUGCCUAGCUUGACACCGGUAGACACUUCACUCCCUCCAUUCAUUUCACCCGCACACAGUCGCAUCCUAGCAGCGAGCCCUCCCCUCCCGUUCCUCUCCGCCUGGAAAGAUGGCUGCUCCGGCGCUGGUGAGAAGCUCCGGCCCGGCGCUCUGCCCGAGCUUCGCGGAGGUCUGCUCGUUCCUGGAGCGAUACGGAGCGGCGCUGGAUCUGCCCGAGAUGACUUUCCCGCAGAUGGAGAGGUAUCUGCGGGACACGACGGCAGUCCCUAAACCUCUUGUGGAGCUCCACGUGAAGCUGCUCAGAAAACUGGGGAGGUCUGUGUCGACCGACCGCUGGGAAAAAUACCUGGCUAAGGUUUGCCAGGAGCUGAACAGUACCUGGGCAUGGGAGCUGGAACAGAAGGGCUACCAGGAGAUGUCCAUGGAGUGCAAGUCGAGCAUCCUCAAAUAUCUCUGCGAGUGCCAGUUUGACGACAACCUGAAGUUCAAGAUGGCGAUCAACGAGGAGGACCCGGAGAAGAUGCGUCUGCAGCCCAUCGGUCGGGACCGGCAGGGUUUGAUGUACUGGCUGCAGCUGGACCAGGAGCAGAACAUCCGGCUGUACACGGAGGAGCAGGACGAUCUGGACGGGUCCACCUGGAAGUGCAUCGUCAGGACUCGUAACGACUUGGCCGAGGCUCUGGAGCUGCUGAAGGCUCAGAUCGAUCCAAACCAGAGUCAGGACCGGGACCAGAACCAGGCUGGAUCCAGGAGCACCAGCCCCACAGAGAAAAACGCAGGGGAUGGAGCCAUAGGAAGCACCAUCUCUGAACCCUCCAAGACCACAGAGGAACAAACUGAGAGUAAGAAGGUCGACCCUGUAAAGGAGGAGAAGCCUCUGAGACAAGGUAACAACGUUUUAAAACAGAUUUUAAAUCAGUAAAAUCUGAUAGAUGAACGUGGUGUUGAGGUAAAAGAAGACAAGACGGACCACAAACCGCCCGCGUUCGAUAACCGCGUGAGCACGAUCACCUCCAUCGUCAAAUCAGAAUCCAGGGAUGCCGACGCCCCCAAGAACGCCGUGUCGGUCGUCAUGGCACCAGGUGCAGCUGCGACAAAACAGGAAGUGAACAAGGAAGAGGAAGCAGGGCGGGCGGUCGUCAGGAGCAACCAGCAGGCCAAGAUACCACUGAAGAAGAGGGAGCUAAAGCUCGCAGAGAGCUACCACAGCAACCACCUCAACAACAACAGCAGCAGCAGCAUUAUUGUCUGUAACCCCUCAGUGAUCCAGAGCAAAGACAGUCAUGGGAGAGAGGGGACGUUACUGAACUCAUUAGCGCCCCCUGGUGGUCCGGCUGCCUCGCAGCAGCAGCAGCAGCAGCAGCUGGUGGUCACUGCAUCGAGGCAAGAGCUGACCAACGGCAGAGCGUCGCUCCUCCUGCCUCACAAAGAGGGACAAAAUGGAGUCAUAGGAGUCAUAGGUCAGGUGGGUGUUGUGGGUCAUGUAGGGGUCAUCCGCAGCCCGUCCGAGCGUCACAGAGCCCCCGGUGCCGAGCAGCAGGAACAAAACGGGCCGAGUUUGGACCACCGGGGCUCCAGAGCUGUGGAGGAAGAGAGGGAGGUGAGUCGGCAGUCGGUGCUGGUGAGGAAGGGACCGAUCGAAGGAGAGACGGCGGCAGCAGCCGCCACCGCUCUUCCUCCUCAAACAGCCAGGAAACUAACGCUGUUACCCCCCAAAUCUGAUCCACCCCCUGAGGCUGCAGAGAGAAAAGUGGACUCUGUUUGUGUCCCUUCGCUGUCUCAGUCCACAGAGGAACCCAAGAGACAGACGACAGAGGACAGGGAUAAAAAAACGACAGAGGAACAGACAAAAACUGGACACUGCAGCCGUCAACAGAGAAACGACGACGUGGACGAGAGGGAGGAGACGAGAGGUGAGGUGUCCGGGCGCUCUGCGGCAGAGGAAGGAAGCAAAGACGACCAUGAAAAGAAUAAAAGCACUUUAGGGAAGGUGGAGGCAGAAACAGGAGCCGCUGUUCCACCACUGAAAGUAGAACAUAAAGAUGAGAAGGAACACCAGGGAGACGGGGUCAAUGGUGGACUGGUGGCCCAGGUUAGAGUCAAGGACGCUGGGCUUGGAGCAGAGGAGAGGCAGGGUCCUCUGGAGGAGGCGUCCUCUGAGAUCCAGAAAGAAGGAAUCAGGCUGAAGAUAAAGAUUCCUCCCCACAGGAGGAACAAGUUAAAGGGGAAAGGGGGAAAGGAGGAGGAGAAAGAGAGGGAGCAGGAGAAGGAGCAGGAGGUGCAGGAGGAGGGAAGACCACUGAGGAGAUCUGCAAGGAUUUGCAGGCCGAGCUCGAAAGCAGCCGAGAGCCAGAGAAAGAAACCGCAGAGAAAGCAGGCGCUGCCUCCCAGAACGAGGGGAGAGGAGGAGGAGGAGGACGACGAACAGGAGGAGGAGGAGGACGAGGAGCAGAGCUCAGCCACAAAGAAAGACGUAAAAGCAGAACCUGCCGGGCAAAUCAGGAAACGCAGGGGUAAACGGAGGCAUCGAUGCCCCCGGUGGUCCAACAUGCGCUGGAAGAGGCGUAAACUUAACGAAGGAGGGGAGGCGGAGGACAGAGGGAGGAAGCGAGGGGAGGAGGAGAGCGAAGGAGGGAGCGACUCGGAGGAAUCCUGUAAAUCAGAGGAGAUUCCCAGCGAGGACGCCUGCACUCACUGUGGCCUGCCCAACCACCCCGAGCUGAUCCUGCUGUGUGACUCCUGUGACAGUGGAUACCACACCGCCUGUCUGCGCCCGCCGCUCAUGUUGAUCCCAGACGGAGAGUGGUUCUGUCCUCCCUGCCAACACAAGCUGCUGUGUGAGAAGCUGGAGGAGCAGCUGCAGAAUCUGGACAGUGCUCUGAAGAAGAAAGAGCGAGCAGAGAGGAGGAGGGAGCGGCUGGUGUACGUGGGGAUCAGCGUGGAGAACAUCAUUCCUGAGGGAGAUGAGGAGGAAGAGGAGAAGUCGGCCAAGAAGAAAGAUUCCAAAAAGAGUAAAAAUCUGGGGCGGAGGUCGACCAGAACCAGGAAACACAUCAGCUACAGGUUUGACGACUUUGACGAUGCCAUCGAUGAGGCUAUAGAGGAGGACAUCAGAGACCUCUGUGGUGGAGCGGGGCGGGGCAGAGACAUCACCGCCAUCCUGUCAGAGGACGGGAAGGAGAGCCAGCGGCCAAUCAGAAGCCAGGCUCACUCUGCCAGGAACAGGAAGAAGCGGCGACUGAACGACCUGGAGAGUGACAGCACGGCAGCAGAGAGCGAGGACGAGUUCAUGCUCAGCAACAGCUCGGAGGACGAAGAUUUCGGUGCGUCGGGUGCGGAUGAAGAGGAGGAGGAGGAUGAAGAUGCUGGCAGCGAGGUGGGCAGCUGGGACAGCGGGACCCGACCCAGACGGGCGCCGAGAGGCGUGCCCAAACACCGGCCCGGCAAGACCCAGCGGCGGGGCAGGAAACGGCUGAGACGGCGGCGGAGACGCUCGUCAGAGGAGGAGGAGGAGGAGAGCGACGAAGAGAUGGACUCGGAUCAGUUCAGCGACAUGACGGACAGCGACGCUGACAAAAAGAGGCGGGGUCUGAGGCGGGGCCAGCGGCAGCAGGUCAACUACCGCGAGACGUCCGAGUCGUCGGACAACUCCCGCACCUCCGCCAACAGGAACAAGGUCAAACCCCGCGGCAGGCCGCGCAAGGAGCAUCUCUCCAGCGACUACAGCGAUGCGUCGCCUUCUUCCAGAGACUCGGAGGAGGAGGACGGCUAUGAGGACGAGGAGGAAGACGACCGGAGACGGAGAGGGAGCAGGAGGAGACGAGAGGAGGAAGACCUGCGGAGGAACAGGAUGAGAGAGAAGCGGAGGAGAUACGAGGACGAGGAGGACGAGGAGGACGACAGGGAGAGAGGGAGGCGGCUGAAGAGGAAGCUGUUGGACAAGGAGGAGGACAGAGACAAGAGGAGGAGGUUAAAGAGGACAGACAGAGAAGAGGAGGACCUGGAGAAGAUGGGCAGGGGGAAGAGGAGGGAGAUCCUGUCGCAGCAGCGCCGCAAACGACUCGCUCUGAUGCUGAAGAAACGACGGCCUUCGACGGACGAGGAGGACGACGAGGAGGAGUCGGAGGAAACGGAGUCGUCGUCAGAGGAGGACCGCCCGGUCCGCAAAAGACUCAACCGCAUCGACUCUGAUGACGAUGAGGAAGACGAGGAGGAGGAGGAGGAGGAGGAGGAGGGAAGGCAGAAGACGACGACCAAGAAGUCUUCAGCGGUGGAGAGGAGGGCCGACGGCGACGCUCAGGAAAAGGGAAGGGGCCGCAGCCUGUCUCCGACAAACAGACAUCGGACCUCCAGAGGCCCGGUGAAGCCUGGGGCCGGGAGUCCCGCUACGCCCAGGGACAGUGCAGGAUCAGGCAGGCAGGGCAGGCACAACGGCCCCUUCCAUCCUGACGAGGAGGAGGAGGAAGGAAGGAAUGAGGAGGAGGAGGAGGAGGAGGAGGAGGAGGAGGGCCAGACAGACUCAUUAAACUCAGUCCAGAACAGUCCACAGUCAUGAUGGCUGUGUUUGUGUGAAUAACGCUCGCUUCUUUCUUUCUGUUGUUUCUUUUUAACUGUCAGGCCUUUCACCCACAGCACCACCUCUCCACCUGGAGAUCUCCCCCCCUCCCCCCUCCUCCCUCCUCCUCCUCCUCGCUGUCGUAUCGUGGUACAGUGCUAUCCACCGUCACACGCUGUUCGUCACAGCAGGAGACUCACAACUUCAUUCACUCACACUCACGUCUGACAGAUCGUUAACAGCAAGCGAACCGGACCAAAAGCACUUCCUGUUUCACGCAGCCGGAGGUUAUCGCGACCCCCCCCCCCCCGAACUCUUUCCCCCACCCCGAGUCACGGACGUCUUUCUGCUGGGUCCACGAGACCAGGAUAACGACGCUUUCAUCCCACUGAGACCUGACGGAUUUGGACACAGGAGUCUGUUUGUAGUGUACCUCGUCCUGAAGCACUUCAUCAUUCUCAUAGCACUUAAUAAACCCGCCGCCGCCGAAGGAGAGCGCCGGGGUCAAACUGAACACUUUGGAUCAGGUGUAGAGAAACAACACGGCCACUAAAUUACAGGAAGUCUGUUGGUGUCUACCCACAAACCCCCCUCCCUCUCUAAAAACCUAAAAAAUAAUCCUGUAAAAACACAUUUUCAGCACAAACUAAACAACUCACCCUCACAGUUUUCAGGUUGUAGCAGAAACUUCAAAAACCUGCAAAAGUAAAAAGUAAGAAAGCUUUGGUCAACAGCGUCCAGCAGUAACGGUGCGUUCAAGUGCCCCUCGUCAGUUUGUAACGUCAAACAUUUUAGAUUUUUAACCUUUUAAAGGACAGUGCAUCAAUCUGUGACUAUUUUUACAACAUAUUUAUCAUUUUUUGAGGCAGAAACACCAGGAGCUUUGUUUAAUUUGACGGUAACUAAAGUUUUUGGUUUUGAAGAGUUGUUCAGACGUCACGUCAGGAUUUAGGAAGUUUUUAAAAAUUAUAUUUCACUUUUUUCCCAUAUUUUAUAGACUAAACAGUUACUCAACUGUCUGAGAAAUUGAAAGUUGAGGCAGCCAUUGUGAUAUAAGCCUUGUAAAAAACAAAAGUCAGACUCAUUUAAACUCCUGUAAAAGUCUCUGCAGGAGGAGACGAGUGUUCAGUUUCAGCCUGGUCGUCGCUCUGCGCGGUGGGAACACGUUUGCUGUACAUAACUCUGCCUGUACGCUGUUCCUUGUAAGAUAAUAGAUGUUCUGUUCUUAGUCCUCUUGUAAAAUAUAGUGUUAUAUUUUCUAUAUGAAGGAGAGGAGUUGAGAUGCUGCUGGGGUGGAGGGGGAGGGGAGGGGGAGAUGUUUGGAUGGAUGGGAGGCGGGGGUGGGGGGUGGGGGUUCAUCAUCAGCAGCAGUUGAUUUGUGCGAAACCAGACCAGCGUGGAGUUCACCAGAAAACAAACCAUCAGAUGUGUUUAACUCUCAGCCCUGUGUUGUACAUGUUCGAAAGGUUUUUAACGUUUCCUGUCCCCCGGGAGUUUUAGCUUUAUUUUAUUUUAUUUUAUUUUUGAUUGUGAGGCUCAGGGGAGGAAAAACAAAAACAAAACAAAAACGAACGCUGGUCACCAAUCAAACGUUUGUUUUCUCCACCAGCCAUCUCAGCUUCUCGGCACUGUAAAGAUUUACACUCGUCUGAAACUGUUUUAAAUAAUAUCUCCGGGGCUGUCGGUGUCUUUGUCGGGCAGAGUGGAAGAAUUCCUUUAACUUCACGCAGUCAAAUCACUGUUCGGGCUUUAAAUGAGUUUUAUCCUGCUGUUCACAUUAAACCCAAUGAUCCCAGUUUGAAGGCAGAAAGUUGUCGCAGAUGUUUCUUCUGGGCCUGUGUUUAUCAAAACCUCUGAGAACAAUCUGCUUCAAACCAACUUUAAGAGCGUUUUUAUGUCAAAAUGCAGCUUUUGCUGAGCAUAUUUACCCACAAUCCCCUGCUUCAGAACCAGGAAGUGCUGUCGCUCUAACAAACACCAAACUCCAUUAACAAAACUUGAUAUUUUAAAGUUUCCUGGCUGGAUGUCAGAGAUGAACGCUGCUUUUUAAUGACUUCUCAGUCUUUUUAACUGAACUACAGUUCAGCUUCACUCUGAACUCUCUGAGUCUGAUUCCAGCAGUUUAAGCUGCUGACUAUCACUCAGUUAGAGGGAGAUGGUAGCUGAAGAACCAGAGUCACACUGAGUGAGAUCAGGUGUUCAGAGGCUCCAUUCUCCCUGUAACACGUCAGUGAACCAGCAGGUAAAACAGUCACAUUAAGUUGAUUUAAGUCCAAAAUGUCAUUUUUAGCAGUUUGAUAAACACAGGCCCAGAGUCCAACUUUCUCCUGGAUUCAGAUCUGAUUUUCUCUGAAGCUCUGUCUUUAAAAAACAGCCAGUAAUUUAACUUUCAGGAGCGAGAAACACUUUGGUUUUUAUUCUGGAAAUGCAACAGUUUCUCUUGUUUUUUUGGUCACAAAACAAAACACACUACUGAAACUCUUCGUACAGUAAAAACUCUGAUUCCAGGUGUUUUCUCUGCAUCAGACUGAUCAAGUUUCUGUCGCUUGUCGGAGAAAAUAAAAUCUUGAAAUCAAAAAAAAAAACCUGUUGAUGCACAUGAAGAGAAACCACCAGAGAAGAGUCACUAGUUUCUGUAGCUGUGAGAGUUUCACCACUGAACUUAUUUACGACAAAUGUUCUUUGACAUUAUCCUUUAUAAUCACUUUAAAGAGCAUCCUGUAAUGAUUAAAAAAACACAAAUCAUGUCUGUAUGAGUCAGAUUAUGUUCAUGGUUUAUAUUUAGCUCAUUAAAAACAUCAGUAAAUCAUCAGAACCAGAUGAUCUGUGCUUCAGAAUCUCAGUUUUCUUCUUUCUACCCUUAAAUCGAUGAUUAUGUGAACUGGGUUUGGUGCGAGCUCGGUGGUUAAUUUACUAAAAUGUUCUUUCAGGUACUUUCCUGCGCUCAUGUUAUCCUCGAGAUCUCAUUACAAAUACAACACAACAGCAGUUAUUUCAUUUCCUGUUUCAGCCCCUCAAGUUCAGACUGAGGUAAAACCAAUAUUUUUAUAAUGUUUUUUUUUUUUAACCUUUUUUUCUCGUCAUGGUGGAAAAUGUUGACGUGCGUCUGCAUUUUUAAAAUGUUCAAUAAAACUAAUCUGGAUUCACUCAGAACAGGCGCCUCUGGAUGUGACCGCAGCUCCUUCCAUUUCUCUGUUGUACUGUUACUGUAGUUAUCGCUGUAACAUAAAUGUUUUCUAAGUUAUUAAAACCAACAUCCCAGGCAUCUCCUCAAACACA
Messenger RNA from Lates calcarifer (barramundi perch), 7914 nucleotides. It is a transcript of the gene rsf1a, whose product is annotated as remodeling and spacing factor 1a. The record is from RefSeq and is a predicted model, not a curated record. Gene Ontology annotation, biological process: regulation of DNA-templated transcription. Lineage: Eukaryota; Metazoa; Chordata; Actinopteri; Centropomidae. Gene Ontology annotation, cellular component: RSF complex.